Paramuricea clavata is the source of this 837-nucleotide messenger RNA. Lineage: Eukaryota; Metazoa; Cnidaria; Anthozoa; Malacalcyonacea; Plexauridae. The record is from the annotation of a GenBank genome assembly.
AUGCAUCCCGCAAAGGAUUCCCAGCUUACCACUGCCCUAUACUACAAGGAUACGGCAGGAAAAAUGGACGCCGCAGAUCCCACCCUGGCUAAUGAUCAAAAUCCCAGCCUUGGUCUCAGGAAGUGGUACAUAUUUAGCAAACUGAGCAAUAUCAUCGAAAUGACAGGCCCUCUCUUCAGUGACAUAUUCAUGUCCGAACGCCGCCUCCUGAGUUAUGUCGACUUGAAAGUUGUUCUCAAUAGAAGCAGCAAUGCAUUCUGCCUAAUGGCCUCCGAGAAUGAUAGUGAUUUCCGGGUACACUUAACAGAUGCCUAUCUCAAGGUGCGCAAGGUAAAGGUAAAUCCCAGCAUUGCAGUGGCUCAUGAAACUGCACUCAAGAACGGACCGGCUAUUUAUCCCAUUCGUCGUGUAGAGUGCAAAAGCUUUACGGUUCCCGGAGGAAACCCGUCCCUUCGCAAGGAUAACCUCUUUAAUGGACUUGUACCAAGAGCGCUUGUUUUCGGAUUAGUUGACGGUGACGCCUUUAAUGGUAACCCCAAGAAAAAUCUGUUUAACUUCAAGCACUUUAGCGUGUCUUCCAUUGGAAUAACCGUCAACGGAGAGGAAAUGCCCUUUAAACCUAUGAAACUUGCCUUUGGUAACGCACCCCAGUACGUCGAGGCCUACGCCACCAUGUUUUCUGGUACGGGAAAAAUGUAUCAUAACACUGGAAACGACAUAACCCGGAGUGAAUUUGCCAGCGGUUAUGCCAUAUACGCCUUUGAUUUAACACCAGAUAUGUGCGGUGCACAUAUCCCGCAUGCUAACCGCACGUUUGUGCACCUUAUAAGCCCAUAA